UCAACUCUCUUCCCUCCUUUUUUCUCCUCUUGCACCCUCCUUCACUCCAAUCUCUAUCCCUUGUCAUGUCUUUCUCUCUCAAACUCCACAACAUAUAUAUUUUUAUAGCACACAAAACCCUUUUUUCCAAACACAACUCAAUCACCAUCUCUAGUUUAUGAUAUCUUCAUUUCUCUCUAAUUGCCUCAAUACAAAAUCUUUCAAAACUUGGGAACCACAUUGAACAAGAAACACUCAAGAUGGAAUGGACUAUAAACUAUUAUAUACUAUUUCUUCUACUCACUCAUUUCCUUUGUUCUGUUUAUAGUGAAACAAACAAUCCAAUUUCUUCAACUGAAAAGGAUAUUACAACUCCAAUCACAACAAUUCCAAAUGUAGUUCCAACAUCUCCAACAAUUCUGAACCCUAAUUCAAAUCCAGAUACAUAUUCACCAUCAACAUCAACAUCAAAUUCACCGGUUUCUUCAGGUUCAAGUUGGUGCAUUGCAAGUCCAAGUUCUUCACAAAGAGCUUUACAAAUUGCAUUGGAUUAUGCUUGUGGAUUUGGUGGCACUGAUUGUUCUGCAAUUCAAGUUGGUGGAAGCUGUUAUAACCCUAAUUCAGUUCAUGAUCAUGCUUCUUUUGCUUUUAAUAAGUACUAUCAGAAGAAUCCUGUUCCAAAUAGUUGCAACUUUGGUGGAACUGCUGUUAUCACUAACACAAAUCCAAGUGUUGGGACAUGUCAAUAUCCAUCCACUAGCACAAGUUCAUCAGUCUUAAACAUAACAAACACAAGUGGUGCAAAUGUUUUUGGAUACGUGCCUGUCCCAACAAACCCUUCUUCUGCCUCUGCUGGAGCUGUCUCUCCAAAUACUUUUGCACAAAUUUGUUUCAUUCUUUGUGCAAUUGCAAUUUUGGAAAACAAAUAUAUCCAACAUGAAUGAAUGAGUGAGAAUUUUUUGUUAUUUUGAUAUUUGGCUAGGUUUGUGUGACUCAAAAGCAAAUAGGUAGGUACAAGACUUGCAACAUAAUAUACAUGAUAGAUCCACUUUGUAGAAAUUUAUAUAAUGGAGAUUAUUAAUAUAUAGAUUUAUAACAUACUUUUUUUUGUUAAUAUUUUGUAGUUUUGUUUAUAUUGGAUUUCCCCUUUUUCUUAAGAAAUAUAACUUUGUAUGAAGGGUAUUAUUUUAUACACUUGUAUAAAUAAAUUGUUUUAUGUUUUGUUUUAUCUGCUACCUACAAAUUGAUGGAGAAAUAGGGAAAGAA
Molecule: messenger RNA, 1245 nt
Organism: Vicia villosa (hairy vetch)
Lineage: Eukaryota; Viridiplantae; Streptophyta; Magnoliopsida; Fabales; Fabaceae
Product: PLASMODESMATA CALLOSE-BINDING PROTEIN 2-like
Exons: 4
Coding region: 240-923 (227 amino acids)
Source: RefSeq, a predicted model, not a curated record